AUGGGCUCAGGGACGAUUCAAGUCACCAAGAGGCGAGAAAUGCAACGUGGCCGAAAGUCGCGAUUCGGUUGUCGGAACUGCAAGCUGAGGAAAGUAAAGUGUGAUGAGUCGAGGCCAUAUUGCGACAAGUGCCGGAUUUAUGGCGUCUUAUGUAACUUCGGGUUCAACAUACCGGAUUUCCAGUCACUUCCUGAAGAACAAACCAAGAAGAACAUGCCAAAGCAUCUUACAAUUCCGUCACCACAGUGGUCUAUGGGUAACUGCGUAUGGGUAGCAGAUGAAACAACUUUCUACAUGCUCAAUGCGCAUGACCAAGACCUUUUCAAUCGUUUCCAGUGCAGAACUCUACAAUCUCUUAACGGAUCAGAGACAGUAGAGACACACAACAGGCACAUGUUGGAGUUAUCUUUCAAGAGUCCAUUUUUAUUGCAUGGCAUGUUGGCCGUGACGGCUGUUCAUGAUCGUUACCUUGGGGUAACGCCAGCCCAUCGUCGAUCAUUUUGUGAAACAUACCACUGGUCUCAAUGCACUUCAUUGUUCAAUAAGUCUCUGGGCCAGCCUAUCAAAGAGGAGCACAAGGAUACUAUCUGGGCCGCAGCAAGCACGCUUGGCAUCCUUGCCUUCUCGUCUAUCAAUGCGUGCCCCGUGGAGGAAACUUGGCCUCUUGGAUUGCCGGACUCUUCUGACCUUGAAUGGUUACGACUUGCAGCUGGAAAGAUGAGACUAUGGCAACUAUUGAACCCUUUGCGAGCAUCAAGUGUCUUUAAGCCAAUGGCUGACACUUUUGUGACAAUGCAUCAGUCCUUGCCCGUCGAAGGCAUUAAUGGUGUAUUAGUGGAGCUAAGGCAGCUGUGGUCGCACAUGGCUUGUCUGAACUGCUAGCAAUACCUGCUGGCCAAGCUACACUCGGCAAAGCUAUGAAGGUCUCAACCAAGAUACGGGGAGAAUUUAAAACAUUACUGGAAGAGAAAGAUCCAAUAGCUCUUACACUCUUAUACCUAUGGUACACUAGGGCACGUGAAUGCAGGUGGUGGAUAGAUAUUCGUGCCACGUAUGAGAUGCCUGCUAUUCGCGCCUAUUUACAGCGGUAUUGUCAAAAUUGGGGACAUGUCCAAGAGCUUUUGUCUGGGGUAGAUAAAGGGUCUCCAUGGUCUUCUAGUUCGAGGAAUGGGAUUUAAUUAGCUAGUUGGAACUUAAAGUCAAAGAGCGGCGUAUUCCUUUACGGUUGCGCGAUUCCUAGAGGUAGUAUCGGAAG
Molecule: messenger RNA, 1255 nt
Organism: Fusarium verticillioides 7600
Lineage: Eukaryota; Fungi; Ascomycota; Sordariomycetes; Hypocreales; Nectriaceae
Exons: 4
Coding region: 1-882 (293 amino acids)
Biological process (GO): regulation of transcription by RNA polymerase II
Molecular function (GO): DNA-binding transcription activator activity, RNA polymerase II-specific; zinc ion binding
Source: RefSeq, a predicted model, not a curated record